Myxozyma melibiosi is the source of this 3077-nucleotide messenger RNA. RefSeq names its product serine/threonine protein kinase. Gene Ontology annotation, biological process: protein phosphorylation; mitotic spindle organization; regulation of cytokinesis. Gene Ontology annotation, cellular component: chromosome passenger complex; spindle midzone; spindle microtubule. Gene Ontology annotation, molecular function: ATP binding; protein kinase activity. The record is from RefSeq and is a predicted model, not a curated record. Bases 356 to 2893 code for a protein of 845 amino acids. Lineage: Eukaryota; Fungi; Ascomycota; Lipomycetes; Lipomycetales; Lipomycetaceae. The transcript has 5 exons.
UGAUGGAAGAGAUGACGAUGAGCUUCCAGACGGCCUCGGACCUGAUAUCGUGACUUCUGAUCCCGAUACUCUCUGGCUGCAGCAACGGCCACUACUGCACUGCAUAGGACUGAUAUAUACCUGUUGGAAAGACUUCUGGGCUUGGGUUUUGGUAUACCUCGUGGGAAAUCCGAUCAAAUCGAGAAUUACCCGUAAUAUACUUACUGCCAGCCGACGUCCUGGAUUUUGGCAUUUUGUUAUAAAUACCAUCGUGUGGCCCGUCCCGCCUGAUCCCCCAGUGCACUUGCACACAUAGAUAUCGUUCAGGAGGUCUUUCUCCGGCUGAUGAUCUAUUGACGAUCUGAAUAUUUGGAGAAUGGCUCCGGGCGGUAACAGAGCUGAUGUACAAAAUGCUCGGGCUAAGUUAGUCGAAUCGUAUAAUCAAAUUUUGGAGGAGUUUAAUACCGAUCAGGAUUUGAAGAAUGUGGGAAAUUACAGGAUAUCCCGAAUGAUUGGGAAAGGAAGUUUUGGAAAGGUAUAUCUGGCCACACACAAACUGACUGGAACAAAGGUCGUGCUCAAAUCUGCUGAAAAGUCAGAUCUCAAUCUUGCCCGUGAAAUCCACCACUACCGCCAACUUCUGCAUCCUCAUAUCGCUCGUCUCUACGAGGUCGUGAUCACCGAGACCCUCGUCUGGCUUGUGCUCGAGUACUGCCCCGGCGAUGAACUCUACACCUACGUCCUCCGCCACGGCCGUCUUUCAACCGACCAAGUGCAGCGGAUAUUCGCCCAGCUCUGCGGCGCAGUCGCGUACAUCCACACGAAAAACAUCGUGCACCGGGACCUCAAGCUCGAAAACAUCCUGAUGGACAAACACGACCGCGUCAAGCUGUGCGAUUUCGGCUUCACGCGCGAGUGCGAGCCGAAACGGCUCUUGCAGACGUUUUGCGGGACGAUUUGUUAUGCCGCGCCGGAGAUGGUGUUGGGCGAGAAGUAUCAUGGACAGGCGGUCGAUGUCUGGGCACUCGGAAUUAUUCUCUACGCGCUUUUGUGUGGCGAGUUGCCGUUUGAUGAGGAAGAUGAGGUGCAGACGAGACUAAGGAUAUCAAACGAUGACCCCGAUUAUCCUGACUUUUUGCCUGAAGACGCUCUCAACCUGCUCCAAUCGAUCCUGUCAAAGCGAUCGAGUACACGUCCAUCGGCGACCGAAAUCCUGCAGCACCCGUUCCUAUCGCAAUACAGCGGCGAGCAAAUCUCUCAACUGCUAAUCCUGCAACCACCCCCCUUCUCCACCAAGCUCGAACGCGACAUCCUCGACCGCCUGCGUCAUGCGUACAUCGACAUCGACGCGAUGCGCGAGAGCGUUCUGCAGCAGAAAUGCGAUAACCUGGCUGGCUGGUGGGCGUUGAUUGUCGAGCACGAGCAAAGAAAGUCGAAACGGUCAAAGAAGAAACGGAGGUCGGAGAGAUAUAAACGGUCGACGGAGGGAUCGCUCAGCCGACGGGCGAGUACCGAGACGGCGAUCCCGCUCCAGAAGCCGGUGCAUGUCGAGGAUCCGGUGGAUGAAUCGACGCAAACGCUGGAGGAGACGAUAAGAAGUCAGGCCGAAGAGGCCGCUAAUGCGCCCGCACCUUCUGAUGGUGGCCAUUCCGAGGGCGCGACGUCUCCGAGACGGAGGCAUCGCAGCAAUCUGUUUCGAGAGAUUGUUGAUGUCCUCGCGCACCCUAAACAGUGGGGAUCGGCUUCCGGCGGCAGCGGCGGACCUUCAGGCCACUUGCGGUCGGGCGAGAGAACGAGCUCGUCGAGUAGACGGCCGUCUAUAUCGAGCUUUCUGUCGCUUCAUAAAUCGCAGAGCCCUGCAUCUGACCAUCACCGGGGCGGUUUGCUGGGAAGGAACUCGCCUGUCGGUACGGGCGGGCGGCAGCAGCAGCAGAAGCCUGCGGGUGAUGCAAGUAAGCAUGAGAACAGGUCCUCGCCUGCACACACAGCUAGUAGGCCGACAUCAGCGGAUCAAGCAGCAGCGGCGUCAGCAGCAACCUCGUCGACAGCAACCGCGGCAGGAACGGCACCUGCAGUCGGCAACGGCGUACAAGGCCUGUCAAAGCCUGCGUCCUUAUCCCGAUCGCUAACUGACGGCGGAGAACAUAUCCGCCGCGACCGCUCUUCGACCCGGAACAGAAGCAGUCUAUCCUCUCUGCGAAUGACAGGCAUGCACUCGUCCGACUCGCGACGGUCUGUCUCGCUCGACCGGCAUUCGUCGCCAAACUCUGGCCGCGUGCGCCGCGGCAUAAGUCGCACGUCGACCUCGUCGUCGUUUUCGUCGCUGCGGUCGUCGAACCCGCGCCGAUCGACGUUUUCGCGGAAAUCAAGUACGUCGAGUAAUUCGAUCUCGUCGAUGAACACCUCACGCUCGCCGAGGUCUAGCUUGCGGUAUAACCCCUCCACGCCCACAGUGUCGGACGGCUUCGACCACCAGCGGCGCCGGCCCAAGUUUUCAAGACAUCGGAGGUCAAGCAACGAGGACGACAACAGCAGCGUGAGUUCUCGCUCGACCGCGACCGCAUCGUUCGGCACCCCGCGACCGAUGUAUGCCUCGACACAGCAGCAGCGGGCAGUCAAAGGGCGCUUCAGCAACGAGGCUGUAUUCUACAAAUCCGGCAGCGGGCGAAACUUCUCGGCCGACACGUUCUUUAACGAGCCCACGCAGCCCAGACGGCGGAUGAUGGGGUUCAGAUCCGGGAAUAGCGGCGUCCGCGGACGGAAAGGCGUGCCCGAGGACGCGAGCGAGCCGGCAUUGUACAGGGAUGGCACGGAGAAGAAAGAUGAUGGCGGGGACGGGAUCGAGGCGGUAGAUGAGGAGGGGGAGUACUCGGAUGAGGAGGGAGCAGAUAUAAAACUGGUGCCGAAUAGUUGAUAGAGUGUUGGUAUGAUUAGUAUUUUGGUGUAUUUUUUGUUCUUUUUGUUUACGCUGAAUACCAUUGGUGGUAUCUGGUUUUAUAUGUUUUUGGUUGGUUCAUUUGAUUGUAUAUAGACAAGAUGGACGUUGAUUUGGGGAGAUAUGAAGUGUUGAGAAUAUUUACAAUAGACGUUGAAGAGAC